CUUGUCAAAAAAACGCGGCUAUGAUAAGAUCAGACUUUUUAUUUGUGUGAUGGUCUAAACUUGUAAAUCUUGUAAUUGUCAUCUGUCAAAAUUACUGAAAAGUUAGCCCAUAUACAACUUUCCGGAGCGGAUUUAAUAUCCUUUUCGCAAAUAAUUAAAUAUAGAAAACGAUUAAUUAUUUGUUUUCUUAACUGCGUGUGUAUACUGUACAAGUGAGAUAAAACUAUUAAGUAAACUUGAGAACUAUUAGCAUUGGAUAAGAUACAAUGAGCAUCAGUAUGUCUACCAUGGACGAAAUAGAAGAGGAAGCAAAAGCAGCAGCAGAAAAAAUGGUUAUAAAUAUGAUGCAGAGACCAGGCCAAUUAGAAAAGGUUGAGCAGUACAAGAAAAGGAUAACCCACAAGAAGGCCUCCAUUGAGGCUCAGCUGAAGUCCGCAGUGCAGGGCAAGCUGGAUGGGGUCAGCGUCGGGUUGAAACAGCUUCAGGAGUGCCUUGACGAUGUGCAGCAAAUCAGUCUCAAGAUGGAUGAAUUAGAAGAGCUUCUAAAGGGCGUGCCUCCACUAGUCGCGUCACUACAAGCUGUAAGAGAAGAGGACUCGCGGCACUCGCAGUACGUGACGGCCAUGGACAGCCUGAAGCACAUAUUUACGGUGCCGGACAGCGUGGCUAAAACCAUGCAGUGGAUCGGGGAAGGGAAAUUGCUGCAUGCGCAUCAGUGCCUCAACGACCUAGAGAACUCACGCGACGACCUCCUCUACGAGCUGCACCGCCUACCCAACCAGUCCUCACACGACAAGAUAAUGCUCAAGGCUUACUUCGAGGACGUGGAGAUGGUCUCCAACUCGCUGGAGAAGCAGAUCAAGCUGAUACUGGCUCGGACCUUGAAUACUGUGCGCAAGGAGCCCACGGUUAUAGUCACUGCACUCAGAAUUAUUGAGAGGGAGGAGAAAAGGGACCAGAUGGCGCUCGAGCAACAAAGCCAAACGGGCUUCAUGCCGCCCGGCCGGCCCAAGGGCUGGCGCACCGUGGCCUUCGAGGAGCUGGAGCGCGCCGUGGCGCAGCGCACCGAGGGCACGCGCGUCGACGAGCGCGAGGACAACAAGCUGUGGCUCGUCAAGUACCUGGAGCUCACCAGGCAGCUGGUCCUGGAGGACCUGAGGGUGGUCAAGACACUCUGUGUGCCUUGCUUCCCGCCGCAUUAUGAUAUUGUCAACAAAUACGUCAACAUGUACCACACCUGCCUGUCUUCCAGCCUUCAAGGCGUAGUCGACAGCGGUCUAGAAGGCAACGAAUACGUGACCCUACUGUCCUGGGUGUUGAACACGUACCCGGGCACCGAGCUGAUGGGCAGCCCGGAGCUCAACAUCGACGUCUCCACGCUGCCGCCGCUGCUCAGCGAGGAGAGCUUGCAGGACUUGUGCGACGAGUAUUUGCAGAAAAUGGAGAGCAACUACAUGGAAUGGAUGGAGAAGACCCUCGAAUCAGAAAGAGCCGAAUGGAACGGAGACCGCGCGCCCGAAGUAGAGCCACAUUCCAACGCGUACCAUACACACGCUCCGGUCAUCAUCUUCCAAAUGAUCGACCAAAAUCUACAGGUCACUCAAACUAUAAGUAAGGAGAUCACUUUCAAAGCAUUGAUGCUCAGUAUCGAGCAAGUGACGCGCUACGGCAACAUGUACAGAGAUGGUGUACUUCAGUUCAAGAACAGUCACUUCUCCGACCGCUCCCGCUGCGCCUACUUCACCCACCACAUGAUCACAAUAGUCAACAACAGCGAACAAAUGGUCCGCCUCGCCCAACAGACACAAGCCAGGCACUGGCCCCCGGGCCGGCACGAUGCACCCGCCGAGCGCAAGUUCGACACCCUGCUAGACACAUUCCAGAAACUAAGGGACGAAGCCGCCCGGUUCCUCCUCGACGAGGCGUUCCUGGACCUCGAAGUGCACUUCGACGACCUGUUCACAUCAAAAUGGCUGCCAUCUUCCAUCCCGGUCGACACUAUUUGCGUCACUCUGGAAGACUACUUCCAGGACUAUAAUCAUUUGAGGGAGAAAAACUUUGAAUAUGUGAUAAAUGAAGCGCAGAAUUUGGUGUACAAGAAGUAUAUAACCGCUAUGCUGUCUAAGAAGGUGACUUUCAAAACUGUUGAAGAAGCGCAGCAAGCAGCGACGAAGAUCAUAAAGGAGGCGAACCAAAUACGGUCAUUCUUCAGGAGAAUAGGCGCUGAGGGCGUCAACGUGGACUGGCCUUUUGAGGUCAUCAGCUCAUUGGCUGAGGUCCUCCGCUGCCAAGACAUCGAGAUGCUCUCGCUGGACCUGCACGGCGUGCUGGACAAGUGCCCCAACAUGUCGGAGGAGCAGCUGGUGCGGCUGCUGGCGCUGCGCGGCGACGUGCCGCGCGCGCACGUGCGCGACACGGCGGCGCACGUGCUCGGCACCCGCGCGCACGUGCGCGCCAGCACCGUGCACGACUUCUUCAAGGACAUCACCUUCACUGACCGGCUGCUGGAGCGGUUCACUUUGUAACACGGUUUAAAAACAAAUAGUGUGCUGAAUUAAUUUUUAACAACCAGAAGCGUCUGCGAAUGAUGCUAUGAAGCUUAGAAUAAAUUUAAAAGUGUGAUUCUCUGGAUCCAGAGGCUGUGAGUUCAAGUCUCACCCGUGAGGCAGUAAUUUUCCACUUUACAAUUUAUUCUAACAAGGUAAGGUACCCAACUGUCCGGUUCCGAUUUGAUUUAUAUUUAUAUAUGUUAUAGAGUAGUCUAAAAUAACGGACACGUAUUUUUUUUAGCUGCCCAAACUCAACCUAUUGGGAGAUAAUUAUUAAGUAAAAUUACAUAUAUAUAUAACGAGCCCAUUGUGUCCCACUGCUGGGCAAAGGCCUCCCCCCUCUUCUUCCACUCAUAAUAUGGCAAUUUAUAUAAGUAAAAUUACAUAAUAUGGCAAUUUAUAUCACUUAAUAUCAUGCUUUGUUUUUGUUAAUAAAUGUACUUUACAUUGAAUUUAGAUCCAAGAUAAGUACCUUACCAAAUAUUGUACGCCUUUGUAAGGCAGGAUAUGGAGAACAUGACUCAUUUACCUAAGACCUUUGUAGAACCCAUAACCAUACAAUAAAAUAUUUUUGAUUUUUGACAGUUUGGUACCUUUCCCUGUAAGCUUAAAAAGUGUGCUGGAAGAUGCCUUCGUACAAUGCGCGAGAAAGGCACACCCGCUGCUUUAUAGGAACAAAAACGCAAAUUGGACAAAAAAGAGCGUAUUUCCCAGGCUGCUAUGGCUGCUAGCAGCCACUGUGCCAACUCGCGUCUUAUGCAUGAAUAAGUACAGAAGCCUUAUUGUUCAGGCGCAGGGUAGGGCAAGGCAUUCUCCAUACAAACUUUGAGCAAGUUUUAUUCCUUAGUUUUGGCACUAUAGCAUUUAAUUUAAUUUUUUGCUUGUAUAUAUUGGAUAUACGCAGAACUUGAUGUAGAAAUUUUUCUUUAUUAAAAAAUAAAUAAAAAUAUAAUUAAAAAAAAAAUACAUCAAGCCCUAGCUAACAGAAAAAUAAGCAUAUUUACCAAAAAUAAUAACUGCAGCGCAAACACAAACGAAGAAAAACGCGCACAAAGUUUGUAUGGAAAGAGCUUGCCCUACCCUUCGCCUUAAGAGUGGCCAAUUACUAUAGAGAGGCCAAAAACUAUAGCAGUCACUCCGCAUGUAUAUCCGAGGUACUUAUACAUCAUUUAAUAAAUUGAUGUAGGUCUAAAACGGUUCAAUUGAUUAUGUUCAAUUUGUUUAAAUAUAUUGAUUAUUGCAAAGAUACAUUAUGUAAGACGAAGACUUCUACGAGUAUUUUAAUUUUGUAUUAAGUAUUUAUUGUUUAACUUUGUUUACCUGUAAGUUAAAUAUUAUAAAUUUGUAUAAAAUAAAUUAGUUAAAUUACAAUAUUUUUACAUGGGUUUUUACGUGGA
Messenger RNA from Cydia pomonella (codling moth), 3946 nucleotides. It is a transcript of the gene Sec6, whose product is annotated as exocyst complex component 3. Gene Ontology annotation, cellular component: exocyst. Lineage: Eukaryota; Metazoa; Arthropoda; Insecta; Lepidoptera; Tortricidae. Gene Ontology annotation, molecular function: SNARE binding. Gene Ontology annotation, biological process: exocyst localization; exocytosis. The coding region runs from base 267 to 2525 and encodes 752 amino acids. The transcript has 13 exons. The record is from RefSeq and is a predicted model, not a curated record.